Molecule: messenger RNA, 1137 nt
Organism: Plasmodium cynomolgi strain B
Lineage: Eukaryota; Apicomplexa; Aconoidasida; Haemosporida; Plasmodiidae
Exons: 3
Coding region: 1-1137 (378 amino acids)
Biological process (GO): positive regulation of DNA-templated transcription
Cellular component (GO): nucleus
Molecular function (GO): transcription coactivator activity; chromatin DNA binding
Source: RefSeq, a predicted model, not a curated record
AUGGCGCUAAAUCCGACACUAAUUCAAGGCCAGGAGUUCCUCUUCCCUGCCAACAAAGGAUCAGAGUUCACAUACCUGCGAAGAGAAGACGUCAAAAUGAAGCUCUACCUCCCCGACAGAACGAUAAAGGAAGACGGAAUGAUUUUCCUUACGAGCAUACGUUUGGUAUUCAUCAAGAAUGAACGGAGCAGAACGAACGCAAAUUUCAUAUCGGUAGAGUUCCCACUAAAUCUGAUUGAGAAGCCAAAAUUUGAACAGCCCGUUUUUGGGUUGAAUUACCUGUCUGGUGUAGUGAAGCCGUUAAUGGAUCAUCCCAACAGUCUAAAGAGUCCCUGUAAAUGGAAUAUCGUUUUUCUCAAUGGGCAGUGUAGUAGCUUCCUUAAUUAUUUUUUUAAAGUAUAUGAUGCUGCGAGGAAAAACAGACCAUUAGGUGCCCUGAGCGAAUUUAAUGAGCAAUUUUUUUCAAGUAGUAAUGCAUAUGUGGAUCCCAGUGACCCCACCUUCUUAUAUAUAAACGAACCCAACCCAGAGAGUCUUUACAAUACACAGGGAAUGACCCAAAAUCAUUACAUAUCUCCAAACAAUGAGAGCAAUCAAGAUGUGCCAGUGUAUAAGAGGCCAUACGUUCCUCAGAAUAGCAGUAAUAGUGGUUCGAAUAACAUGCAGUCUUAUAAUCAGCCAAAUUAUAUGGGAAGCUACGACUAUGGCAGUGGCAGAGGGCCCUACGGCCACCAGUCAUAUGGGCCAAGUGGGGCUAACGGGUCAGGAUAUGCGAGCCAGAGUUAUGAACCCCCCAAUUACGCACACGCAAAUAGCAACGUAUUGUCUCACUACAACCAGCAGGGUAACAGGAAUGCCUACCCCAGUCAGGAAAAUACAAUGUCACAUUAUAAUCAACAUAGUGGGUUUGUAAGUUAUGAUCAGCUAGAUAACAGGAAUGCUUAUGACCAACAGAAUGGGAACUCUGCACCUCACGGCCAACGAAUGCACCCACUGUAUAAUCAACCCAACAAUCAGCAAUACAAUCCUGCAUAUAAUGAGCAGCUUAACAAUCUGCAUAAUCAGAAUGGGGGUACCUCCACUUAUCCUUCGAACCAACAGUCGGGGGAGCGUAACGGUGGACAGACAAAUAACUAG